Phycomyces blakesleeanus NRRL 1555(-) is the source of this 402-nucleotide messenger RNA. RefSeq lists its product as hypothetical. NCBI's taxonomy places the organism in Eukaryota, Fungi, Mucoromycota, Mucoromycetes, Mucorales, Phycomycetaceae. The transcript has 2 exons. The record is from RefSeq and is a predicted model, not a curated record. Bases 1 to 402 code for a protein of 133 amino acids.
AUGCACAAUCUCUUUCUUGCAACCGUCAAGCGCAUAGUGCAGAUUUGGAAAGAGCUAGAGUACUUUGACAACCAAGCUCUGUUGGCCAUGCAAGAUCUGGCAAAUGGUGUUGUUGUUCCACCUGACUAUGCACGUAUCAACAAAAAGAUAGCCGACGGAUUUUCUUUCAUGAAAGAUGACGAGUGGAAAUCGUGGUGCCUUAUUUACUCUCCUUUUGUCCUGAAGCGCAUUCUUCCAGUGAAGCAUCUUUCCAACUGGAUUGCCCACGCCCAUCUCCAAUCGUUCUGUAAAGGGUUUGAGAAGCUGUAUAAAGAAUUCCCUGUCACUCCAAACAUGCAUUUACAUCUCCAUCUGGGCGAGUGUAUUAACGAUUUCGGCCCUAUCUCUGUUACUAUCCAAUAA